Molecule: messenger RNA, 288 nt
Organism: Lactuca virosa
Lineage: Eukaryota; Viridiplantae; Streptophyta; Magnoliopsida; Asterales; Asteraceae
Source: the annotation of a GenBank genome assembly
AUGAACGACAAACAAAAUUACACCUCCCAACACUCGAAGAUGACAACCGAUAACACCGAUGGGGCUAGUGGAACAUCGGCGAGCCCUAUCAGAUCCGUGAUGUCGUUGGAAUCAAUCACCACUCGCACCUCAACGCCUCAGCGUCCAACGACGGUUGUCGGUGAAGCACCACAACAAAGAGGCUCGAAAAUGACCACUGCUCCGAUGAGUGAACCAUGGAGACCAGUCAUUGAAGGGUUGAUGCCCUCUGCUACCGUAUUUGUGCAUAUUGCCUCAUCACAUAGCUAA